CAACCAGUCCAACCAGUCCAACCAGGCCAGCCAUACCAGUCAGACCAACCAGGCCAGCACCAGGCUGACAGCAGGGAACCAGUCUACAGAGCAAACCAAAUCUUCUUCCAGAGUCUUACGUCAGAAAAAGAGAAUCUGGGCCGGAAAACAGGAGAAUGACCACAAAUACUCCAGAGCGGAUGCAGACCCCAGUGGGAGUGGAUCCAGGUCUCCAUGUGGAGAUGUGUUAACAGUCUUCAGCCACCUCGUCCCGAGUUAAGAAGAAGCCCAGCGAGCCGUUGACGUGUCCGACUUGUGACAAGUCGUUCUCUCUGAAGUGUCUGCUGCAGCGCCACGCCCUGACCCACUCCAAGCCUCACCUCUGCCCCGACUGUGGCAAACGCUUCUCUGGCGUCCGGGGGCUGCUGGCACAUUCCAGACGCCACAGCGGAGAGAAACUCUUCAGCUGCUCCGACUGUGGCACCGAGUUCGCCUACAAGUCGACGUUUGACCGCCACAUGCGUCGGCACGGCCCGACGGACCCGGCGGGGACCGGGGCGUCCCACCUGUGUGGGCUGUGUGAGGGCCGGUUCAGCGGGCUGGUGGCGUUCCAGCGCCACCGGUGUUGCGCUCUGAAGACGCCGUUCGCCUGCUCCGUCUGCCCCGAGACCUUCGAGCUGCGACAGAGUUUAGCGGCUCACGAGGAGCUGCAUCCAGGAGAGAGAGACUUCGUGUGCGAGUCGUGCGGCGAGCGCUUCUUGUCGUCGCCGUCGCUGGCCGCUCACCGCGCCACGCACACGCAGAAGGAGCGCUGCUGCGAGCUGCUGGGCGUGGGCUGCAGCCACCGCAGCGUCCUCACGACUCACCUGAGCAAACACAGCGGGGAGAAGCUGUUCUGCUGCAGCGUGUGCGGUAAAGGCUGCAGCCACCGCAGCGCUCUGCAGCACCACCUGCUGACUCACAGCGGGGAGAAACCCUUCGUCUGCCACGCCUGCGGGAAGCGCUGCGGCCACGCCAGCGCGCUGCAGAACCACCUGAGGGUCCACACGGGCAGGAAGCCCGGCCUGCCGCCCGCCUGCACCGUCUGCGGGAAGACGUUCCGCCGCGCCGUCAGUCUGAAGUACCACAUGAGCGUCCACACCGGAGAGAAACCGUACGGCUGCCAGCAGUGUGACAAGAAGUUCAGCAACCCCAGCAACCUUCAGGUCCACAUGUCCGUCCACUCGGGGGAGAAACCGUACGGCUGCACCGUCUGCAGCAGGAGGUUCAGUCAGUCCAGCAGCCUCCGGCAGCACCGCCGGCUCCACACCGGAGAGACACCGUACCGCUGCUCCGUCUGUGGCCUGACCUUCAUCCACAGCUGUGACUUCAAGAAACAUCAGAGGAACCACCAGUCAGAAACUACUGUCAAAAUAUAACUUUCACUAUACAAGGUGGCUUCAUAUGGGAAAUAAACACUGAGAUGAGA
Centropristis striata (black sea bass) is the source of this 1447-nucleotide messenger RNA. Its product is annotated as gastrula zinc finger protein XlCGF7.1-like. The transcript has 3 exons. Gene Ontology annotation, biological process: regulation of immune system process; negative regulation of transcription by RNA polymerase II; regulation of cytokine production. Lineage: Eukaryota; Metazoa; Chordata; Actinopteri; Perciformes; Serranidae. Bases 498 to 1397 code for a protein of 299 amino acids. The record is from RefSeq and is a predicted model, not a curated record.